Teleopsis dalmanni is the source of this 2781-nucleotide messenger RNA. RefSeq lists its product as uncharacterized. NCBI's taxonomy places the organism in Eukaryota, Metazoa, Arthropoda, Insecta, Diptera, Diopsidae. Gene Ontology annotation, biological process: DNA integration. Gene Ontology annotation, molecular function: nucleic acid binding. The transcript has 6 exons. The record is from RefSeq and is a predicted model, not a curated record. Bases 1 to 2781 code for a protein of 926 amino acids.
AUGUCACUUUUCAAGAAAGAAGUCGAUCGAUUGACAAAUGCGGGUAUUUGGAAACCUGUGAAGUUUUCCCAAUGGGCUUCGCCUAUUGUACUAGCUCCAAAAGCUGAUGGUUCCAUAAGAAUUUGUGGGGAUUUUAAACAAGCAGUCAAUGCGCAAAUUGACAUUGAACAAUAUCCUUUGCCCAUACGCGAAAGUCUUUUCCAUAAAAUUAAUUGCGGUCAACAUUUUACAAAAAUCGACCUUAAGGAUGCGUAUUUACAAAUGGAACUCGACGAUGAAGCAAAAACAAUAAUGGUUGUCAACACUCCACUUGGGUUAUUCCAAUACCAACGUUUACCGUUUGGAAUUGCAAGCGCUCCAGCUAUAUUCCAAAGAUAUCUUGAGCAGUUACUUCAAGGCGUAGAAGGUUGCGGAAAUUAUCUCGAUGACAUCAUCAUCUCCGCACCUACAUUUCAACAACACAUCAGCCGCCUAGAACAAGUACUUCGUAUUUUGCAACAAAAUGGUAUAUUGCCAGAUGAGUCAGGACUAAAAGCAGUAAAAAACCUGCAGCCGCCUAAAGAUCUAAAGCAAGCAGAAGCAUUCAUGGGUAAGGUAAACUAUUACCAUAAUUUUAUACCUAAUUUUUCGCAAUUAUCCGCGCCAAUCAACAUGCUGCGCCGAAAAAAUGUAAAAUUCACAUGGGGUACAGCACAACAACAAGCAUUUACAGCUCUUAAAACGCAUAUUCUCAAUGCAGCGCAAUUAGCACAUUAUCAGGAAGAUUUACCGUUGGUUCUAGCUACAGAUGCCUCCUCCUAUGGCAUAGGAGUCGUGCUCUCGCAUACGUACGUUGACGGUACAGAAAGGCCUAUUGCUUUUGCAUCUAAAACUCUCGACAUUCAUCAACGACGAUAUAGUCAGAUAGAGAAGGAAGGGCUAGCUAUCGUUUUUGGAGUCAAGCGUUUCCAUCAAUAUUUAUACGGAAGAAGAUUCACCUUGGUUACUGACCACAAACCUCUUGUUAGCAUUUUUAAUCCAAUUCAUCAGUUGCCGUCGAUGACGUCACAUCGUUUACAGCGAUGGGCUAUUAUACUAAUGGCUUAUCAGUAUGAUGUUCGGUAUCGUAAAACUACUGAGCAUGGAAAUGCCGAUGCUUUAUCUCGUUUACCUGUUGGUGAAGACAAAACUUUUGAUCAUGAAGAAUCCUGUUUCAACAUCAAUGAACUUAACACACCUAUCGACGCUGAAAUAAUUCGUCAGCAUGCCAAAAAUGACCCAAUUCUUCGCCGAGUUUAUUUUCUCGUUACAAACGGUUGGCCUGAAAAGCUAAUGCCUCAAGAUACGGAGUACAACCGGGUUGUCAUUCCAGCCUCCCUUAAGCAGAAAAUUCUUAAACUUCUUCAUGAUGGUCAUUGGGGAGUAUCGAGAAUGAAACAGCUAGCUCGACAACAUGUCUGGUGGACUAAUAUUGACAAAGACAUCGCACAAUUAACUGAAAAUUGUGAUGUGUGCAAAAUUGCAAAUCCUGUUCACGCACGUGAAUACGUAAGCUGGCCUGAAGCUGAUCGACCUUGGGAGAGAGUACAUAUCGACUUUGCUGGUCCAUUUUGUAAUUCAAUGUGGCUAAUUUGUGUCGACGCUUUCUCGCAAUUUCCGUUCGUUGUACAACUAUCUACAACAACAACGGUUGACACCAUAUCAGCAUUGUCUUCUAUAUUUUCUCUGGAAGGUAUACCAGAAACCAUCGUAAGUGACAAUGGUCCGCAAUUUACAGCUGAAGCAUUCAAACAUUUUUGCUCAAAACUUGGCAUCAAACAUAUAACAACAGCGCCGUUUCAUCCAGCCUCAAACGGGUUAGCCGAACGAUUCGUCAGAUCUUUUAAAACUGCUGUUCAGAAAAACAUUGACGAUGGAUUGUCUCUCAAAUUCGCUGUAUCAAAAUAUCUUGCAACAUAUCGUGCAAUGCCGAAUGCUGAGGGUAAAUCACCUGCAGAACUUUUACAUGGAAGGCCUGUUCGUACCUUGUUGAGUCAACUGUUUGAAUCGCCUAGAAAGCACCUUGAAGCUUCGAAACGGAAAAUGAAAUUCAGUCUAAAGCAACCCGUCUUCGCUCGAAACUACGCAAGAGGGGAAAAAUGGAUAAAAGGAGUUAUUGUGAAACAACUUGGUAAAAUGGUUUACAGAGUGAACACAUCUUUUGGUUACAUCAAACGUCAUGUUAAUCAGCUUAAAACUAGAAGUAGCUCUGACCUCUCUUCACAACCAAUUUUUGAAUUCGCUCCAAAUUUCAUCAAUGCCACACCGCCUUCAUCUAGCCAAUCAACAUUAAUGCCUAGUGAAGAACGUUCUACCGAAGUAGUUCAACUUCGAAAAAGUGGUCGUAUUCGGAAGGAUCAAAAUUGGAUAUCAAAUACAAUAUUUGUUGAUAGUAUCAAAUGUAAUGAGUACAACAAAAGUCUUGGUUAUUUUGCUUACUGUGAUUUGAAGCCGGCCCAUUUCACUAUGUGGAAGAAAGCCAAUGGUUACAAACCUUUUGUGAUUAAUAUAACAUUGGACGCUUGUAAGUAUUUGGGUGGUAAACGUAAUCCAACUGCAGAUGUGUUUUAUGAUAUAUGGAAGUCUUAUACAAAUAUUAAUCACAGUUGUCCAUAUACGAGUGAGAUGAUUGUCGAGAAAGUACCACUUUAUGGUUUCAAAGCUCCUUCUGCAUUUCCUGAAGGAAAUUACCGUGUUGAUUUUGACAUUGAAGCAUAUGGUAAACAUUUUGCCGGCGUACAAUUCUUUUUUUCCAUAAAAUAA